AUGGCCAUUCCCUCCAAGAAGCAACGCAUUGACGACAGCCCACUUCCCCCCGAUCUCGGCCUCAAGCCCGUCCAGCUUCAGCGUCGCCGCGUGUGGCGGGCCUGCGAAGGAUGCAGGCGAAAGAAGAUUAAAUGCGAUGGCCGCGAGCCGACGUGUUCCCAGUGCUCACUAACGGGAAACACUUGCACAUGGAUCCAAACCAAGGACAGAGCUGCAUUGAGCAGACACUACGUACAAGAGCUCGAAGCAAGGCUCCUUCACAUGGAGGGCUUACUAGGCAACAACGGCAUCGUAAUAGAUCCCAAUUCAAGACCGGAAGCCAUUUCCAGACCAGCAUCCGCAGCGCCCGCUCCAGCUUCUGUUGUAUCGCCCACCGUUCCUCCACGUCCCGCUUCGGCAGCCGGCUCCGCCCCCGGCUCACCUGAGUCCACAUUGAGCACGGAGGAUGAGCUAUUCGAGGCAGCGGUCCCACGUAUCAAGAAGGAGGAAGACGAGGAGAACGUCGCAGACCAGUUUGGCCAAUUGGCUCUCGAUGGCCAUGGUCAGCUGCGCUGGAUCGGUGGCAGUUCUACUUUGAGCCUCAUCGAGGCUUUCCAUAGUAUGUCCGCCGACCCGGGUUCUACUCCCCCGCCCGCGUCCAAAACUCCACGACUUAAUGUUCUUUAUUUCCCACCGAGCGUAAUCCCAGGAAAGUUAUCCGCUCUCCCCGGCGCCGAAGAAGUCGAAUACCCAGAACGCGACCUUGCUGAUAAGCUAGUCGAUACCUAUUUUGAGAAAUUCCAUCAUACCAUGCCAUGCAUCGACAAAUUAUCAUUCCUUGCGAAUUACAAAAAAUUGAUGGAUGAUAAUGGUGCAAAUUCAUAUCCUGGAUUCACCUCGUUAGUCUUUGCGGUCUUUGCGGUCGCAGCUCGUAUUACGACCGAUCCUCGUAUCGUUCGGCCACCACCCUUUGGCGCGCUAGAUUCUGUUGACGACACGAUCAGGCCCACGGCGCUUGUGUUUUACGAGCGCUCGAUGAUGCUGUAUUACAUCGGCCAAACCGUCACUCAACUCGCUCACGUUCAGACUUUUGUACUUCUCUCCUCAUUCCUUGCCUCCAUCAACUGCUUGCCACAAGCCUGGCUGCUAUGUGGCCAGGCAGUGAGAACUGGCCAAGACUUGGGAUUACAUCACCUCGUUGGAUUAUUUGCUGAUUUCAUCAUUCCGCAGCGAUCUCCCAGAACAUUACACCUCACCCCCAUUGACAAAGAAACUCGGCGAAGGGCAUGGUGGUGUGUUUACGGACUUGAUAGGAUGCUCGCGGUGGCGCUCGGAAGGCCAGUCGGCAUCGAUGAUACAGAUUGUGAUGUUGAGCUUCCGGUCCCAUUGGACGAUGAGGCACUUCAAGACUUUUUCGCCAGGAAGGCCGUAGAUCGCUCAUCACCUUCGCUUAUGUAUGGAUUCAUCGCUCUCACGACCCUCUACAAGAUUGCCGGAAAGGUACUCCGAUCGGUAUAUGCGUUGGACAAAUGCAAAGGCCACUUGAGGGUUGAAAAAUUAGCCGAAUUGCAAUCAUCGGUCGACCGGCUCGACUCCCAAUUGAAUGCGUGGUGCGAAGAACUUCCCGACUGCUUCAAGAGCCACCCUACGACCCCUAAACAGGUAUCGCUCGGCGCAAUCCUUUGCAGCACAUACUACGCAAUCCUUAUCACACUCCAUCGUAACUUCCUACCGACCCGUCGCAACGUUCGGUUAAGUUGGAAUCCAUCUUCACAUUCAGUCGGGAAGGCCGUUGGCGCAGCUCGCUCUUGCAUUUUCCUCGCUCAAUCGAUCAAGGAUGUAAUUCCUCGAUCGCAUAGCAUUGCGUUUUUCAUUCAGUACCUGUUUUCGGCAGCGGUAAUCGUGCUCCUGUGCUUGAUGCACGCAACCGACGAGAGCGCUGCGCAAACUGCGCUCGCUGAAGUCGAUGCCUGUCUUACCUGUCUAGAAAGUCUAGAGGAUGCAUGGCCGGGUGCCAGGCGAUGCAAAGAAUUACUCCAGGAUUUGCAAACUGCCGCCAAGGAGACGAUGAGGAAUCUGCGGGCACGGCGCGCAGCCAAUGCUGCCACGGGUCUGAACCGAGCUCGAGAUGGCUCGCCCGUGGUCAGCGAGCGCCUGCGAAAGACACAUCGUGCUGGAUCUGCAUCCUUGUCUGAAUCCAGGGGUGUACCAGUAAAUGGCCGUAUGUCAAGAUCAAUGAGUGCCCCCAAACGGGCCCGCGCGGACAGUAUUGAAGAAGGACCAUCCAACCCUGUAGUCCAACGCGUGGCCUCGGACAAUGCGACUCCGGGAAGCGCAGCUCCCAGCCCAACCGUCGAAACCUUCAACGCGUCACAGCUCCAUUCCCUUUCCAGCCCCUCUGAUGUAUUUGCUGGCUCCCGAACGGGACACGUCCGUGCCAGCAGUAUGGAUCCAUUGUUUAGCACACCCAGCCCCGCGUUUGACUCGCUCAACGACUUUGGCCACUCGAUGGACUUUAUUCACACAGGGUCUGCAGGUGACCUUGGCAUGAGUGCUUCCCCGGUAUUCUCCUCGUUUGAUCAUGGGUCGAGCAUGUUCGGGGCCGGUCCUUCCUGGACCACACCCCGCACGACAGUGGAUGGGACCGGAGCGGUUGCCUCAUCGAGCGAACUCCCCAGCUUUAUGCAGUAUGGGAUCUAUGACAGCCCCGGUUCGAACGGUGCGACCCCACCUCCUGCAGACCCCUUUGACGUCUCAGGGCUUCCGUUCUCCGGACUCGAGGGAUUCUUGUCCAGCUUUGCGCCUGGUUCGACGGCGACGUCCGGCGAUAUCAUGGAUUCGCUCUGGUCAAACUACAAGGGCCCGGCAGGUUCGGAUGUGCGGUUUGACCUGGGAAUGAAUGGAUCCUUGGUUGACGCUCCUGACGCAUUGAGUUGA
Rhizoctonia solani is the source of this 2916-nucleotide messenger RNA. Its product is annotated as Fungal specific transcription factor domain. NCBI's taxonomy places the organism in Eukaryota, Fungi, Basidiomycota, Agaricomycetes, Cantharellales, Ceratobasidiaceae. The coding region runs from base 1 to 2916 and encodes 971 amino acids. Gene Ontology annotation, biological process: DNA-templated transcription; regulation of DNA-templated transcription. The record is from RefSeq and is a predicted model, not a curated record. The transcript has 7 exons. Gene Ontology annotation, molecular function: DNA binding; DNA-binding transcription factor activity, RNA polymerase II-specific; zinc ion binding.